AGUGCAAGUUUUUUUUAAUGUUACGGGUAACCCAAUCGUCCGUAGAGGAUUAAAAAGAAAGUUUUAAUAAUUUCCGUGAAAUAAAAUCAAGUCACUUGAAAUUAUAUUUCGAAUAAAAAUUCCGCGUGAAAAAAAAACUGUUCUAAAAACAUUAAAUGUCAGAGUGACGACAGUGUGUCACCUCCAUAGUAGUUUUUAGAAAAUCCAUGGACUGUCUGUGACGCUCUUGAGGUUAAGGUGAAUUUUGGGUGAAAAGUAUUUUAUUUUGGAGGCGUUUUCUCAAGAGGCUAUGGCUCAGAAUAUCAAUCCAGCUGAUCAUCCACAAUCUUCAAAUUUGGACAAACAGAAUGAUGGUGUUGUUACGGUCAAUAGCAAUGCAGUUAGUAAAAGGCUGCAGAAGGAGUUAAUGAAGCUGAUGAUGUCAACAGAGAAGGGAAUAUCAGCGUUUCCGGACGGAGAAAAUAUAUUCAAAUGGGUGGGGACGAUAAGUGGCCCGGAAAAUACGGUUUAUCAUGGGCAGAAGUACAAACUUCAGCUAGAAUUUACAAAUUCCUACCCAUAUUCGGCACCAAAUGUCAAAUUCCUCACACCGUGCUUUCAUCCCAAUGUUGAUCUCUCCGGAGUCAUCUGCCUGGACAUUCUGAAAGAUAAAUGGUCAGCCCUCUACGAUGUCCGGACAAUUUUACUUUCCAUACAGAGUCUACUGGGAGAACCAAAUACAGAAAGUCCUCUCAAUGUGCAAGCAUCGAUGCUCUGGUCAAAUCCGGCAGAAUAUAAAAAGUACCUUGAUGACUUCUAUGAGAAGAACAAAGAUAAUUGAGAAAACUCCUUUGAUUGAGAGUUUUGUGCUGACCAGGACAACCACCCAAUUUGCGUCGUGUCUCAACUUCACAACAUUGCUCUGUCCUUUUCCAUCCUCCCCCUUUUCCCUCCCAAAAAAAAAAGAAACUUGCUAAUCUUCUGUGCGAGAAAUUUCUGGACAAUGCCUCUUUCAUGAUUUGCACCAUCACAGAGCUUCUCCUGAAAGGGAUCUUUUCCAUGUCUCAAGGACACUUCUCAUUUCAAUGUUAGAAAAUAUUUCAAAUUUAUCAAUAAAAAAAAUAGUGAAAUACAAAAAA
Phlebotomus papatasi is the source of this 1118-nucleotide messenger RNA. It is a transcript of the gene vih, whose product is annotated as ubiquitin-conjugating enzyme E2 C. The transcript has 2 exons. Bases 290 to 820 code for a protein of 176 amino acids. Lineage: Eukaryota; Metazoa; Arthropoda; Insecta; Diptera; Psychodidae. The record is from RefSeq and is a predicted model, not a curated record.